AUGACGACUGCUUCAACCCCAGCCACUCCGGGUCCGUCUACGCCAACAGUCACGCGAGCACCUUUGAUAGAGCAUACUAAAGUCGAUGACAUUUUAAACAUCGAAAGGCCGGCAUCUACACCAUUUCCGCGACAGGAGUCUUUAGAUGGAGAGAUUUUAGAGCGACAAAUCGAGCCGGAACUUCUUGAAUGGAGAGAACCUUCGCCGAUUCAACAACAAGCUCCAGAUUCGGGUUCGCCCUUGUGCGACCUUCCUGUGGAAAUUCACGAAUGCAUUCUCGAUCACUUGUUCGGUUUCAGGGCUGCGGCUUCUGCGAGAAUUAUACCGGGGAAGUCCAAGGUGCUUCGCGGCUGGGGUACAGCAUUAAGACACUCGAGACGUCGUGAAGUCUCCGAGUUGGCUCUCGUCUCUACUCAAUGGAGAAGUCUCAUCCAAGAACGAUUAUAUAGACAUCUCAAGAUCAAGGGAACCAUGGAUUCCGUUCAGCAGUCAUUAGAUUGGUUUUAUGCUCAUUCACAUCUGUGUCGUUAUGUAAAGCACAUCGAAAUAUGGUUUCCGGUGUUUCAACAGAAGAAGUUGCCUUUCGAUCGAGUUAUGCGGAUACCCACAACUAAUCCAGACCGUUCUACCCUAAUUCGCUCACUUGCACAUCUCGGCGCAGAAGCUACGAAUCCUGUCACAUACCAAACCCCAGACAACAACUCCACCCUAUCAGAAAUCUUCCAGUUCGUUCGAAAUACUUUCCCUGAAGUUGUUAUCCUGACUCUGGAAGGUGGUGAAAGAAAGAAACCCCCUCAAGUUCAGCAAUUCCGUCCAAAUGAAACAAAGUUGCCGAAGAUCCGUACUAUCCAAACUCUGGUCUGCAAGGGACAAUGGAAUAUUAUACGUACGAAUGAAGAUUUCCAGAAUAUUGCGACAGCAUUACCAAAUCUCAAUGAAUGGCACGGAUCUUAUGCCAAACCGAAGUCGAAGUCAUAUCUCUGUAUCGCGCAGAUUGCUCCCAGGAUACCGCAGAACAUUACGCACCUUAACCUGUGUCUUGAAAACGACUAUCGCAGAGAAACUGUAUCACCUGCUUUCUUCAGGAAGGUUACCCAGAAGACGCAUUUCUGCGAUGAAUUGGCCAAAUCAAUUCCAACUCUCGAGCACUUGGCAUAUACCGGUAGGAUUUGUCGUGCAUUCUUCGACACGGCGGCCAAAAUUUCAAAUCCACGUACCUCUAAAUUGAAGAGUAUAGACUUUAUUGUCAAGAACUGUUGCCGCCCUAAUCAGCAAUGGAACGACGGAUCUGGUAUAAGUGAUAUGUCAUUUAUCUCGGCCUUUGAAGCAUUGGUAUUGUCUAGUGUACGAUCAUUGAAUAAGCUGGCGGCCCUUGAGUACCUGAGAAUCAGAUUCAUAGACCUUGGUGAGUUUGAGCAACUUUCUUAUUGCCCGGAUGAUAUUAACACUGCUGCAGAGUCACAAAUUCCACCGCUCAACCCAUAUUUUGAACUCAAAAAUAACCAAUGCACAGGGAUAUGGAGCCCCGCAAUCGUCGAUGCAUUGGCGAGCAGUCGGCCAAGUGCAUCAUUUGCGGAGAAAGCAGAAACCCUCGGUGAACUGGCUAUCAACAAGGAUGGACAAUACAUCACGCCUACUACAUUCUCAAAGUUUCGACCACUCUCUAUAAAAGUUUCAAAUUACCUUGCACUUUCGGGUGGUAUCACAAUUACAUAA
This is a messenger RNA of Botrytis byssoidea, 1716 nucleotides long. RefSeq lists its product as uncharacterized. The record is from RefSeq and is a predicted model, not a curated record. The transcript has a single exon. Bases 1 to 1716 code for a protein of 571 amino acids. Lineage: Eukaryota; Fungi; Ascomycota; Leotiomycetes; Helotiales; Sclerotiniaceae.